Molecule: messenger RNA, 633 nt
Organism: Lottia gigantea (owl limpet)
Lineage: Eukaryota; Metazoa; Mollusca; Gastropoda; Lottiidae
Exons: 1
Biological process (GO): potassium ion transmembrane transport
Cellular component (GO): membrane
Molecular function (GO): voltage-gated potassium channel activity
Source: RefSeq, a predicted model, not a curated record
UGUACGGGGUAUUUUACCCUUGAACAAAUUGCAAGACUUUGCUUCUGUCCCAGUUACAUUAGAUAUUUUUUUUCUAUUUUGAACUUGGUGGAUAUUGUUACGUUAUUUGUCGACUAUGUAGAGAUACUCAUCAAUGCGUUGCAUCCUCAGCAAAUAUACGAAAGCAACAUUUUGGAUAUAAUUCAAUUUCUGCAAAUACUGAGAGUACUCAGACUGUUUCGGAUAACCAAACACAUUCCAGGCGCCCGAGUUUUAAUCUUCACUAUAAAGAAUUCUGUCAGAGAGCUUCUCUUCAUGAUAGUGUUGUUAGUAAAUGUCGCCAUAUUGUUUGGAACUUUGUUCUACUGCUUGGAUAAAGAAGCUGCGAAAAACAUAUCUCAAGGAACUUGGUGGGCAGUCAUCACCAUGACGACAGUAGGGUAUGGGGAUGUGGUGCCUAGUGGAAUUUUGGGUAGAAUUCUUGGAGGGGCUUGUGCUGCAUUUGGUAUUGUACUAAUUGCUUUAACGGUUCCGUUGUUUGUGAAUAACUUUUUAACCGUCUAUAAUGUAUCCAUUUCUCAUGAAAUUCUGAACUCAGACGAGAAGCCAGGGACACCAUGGAUUAAGGCAAAAGAACCCCAAGAAAUAUGCUAG